Molecule: messenger RNA, 2778 nt
Organism: Musa acuminata AAA Group (dessert banana)
Lineage: Eukaryota; Viridiplantae; Streptophyta; Magnoliopsida; Zingiberales; Musaceae
Product: splicing factor-like protein 1
Exons: 2
Coding region: 88-2406 (772 amino acids)
Biological process (GO): regulation of mRNA splicing, via spliceosome
Cellular component (GO): nucleus
Molecular function (GO): mRNA binding; zinc ion binding
Source: RefSeq, a predicted model, not a curated record
CGUUUCACUUCCCCUUCUCGUGUGUCGAUUAGGCGGCGACUCCACAUCUCGCCCCAAAGCCUCGUCUUCUCUUUCUCUUCAUCUCUAAUGGACGAUGCCGCCGCCUUCUCCUCUUCCUCCGCUCCUUCCGCCGAAUUCGGAGCCCACCAAACCCUAAUCCCACCGCCUCCCACUCAUCCACCGCCCCCUCCUCCCCCCUCGCACGAAACCCUAGAUCACGGGUUCCCUCCCCCUCCACCUCCCGAAACCGUCGCUGAUCCUUACCAAUAUCAUGCCCUCGAUCCGCAAACCCUAGCCAAGGAUUUGCAUCCGAAUGGCCCGCUUUCGAAGCCCGACGAGCGGCCGGUGAUCUCCGGAAACGCCGUCACCCACAGCGGCACCGACAAGGACUGCUCCGGCGGGGAGGAGGAGGCCAGCAGUCGCCGCCGACGCCGGCGCAGCCGGUGGGACCCCCCUCCGUCCGAGGGUGACCAGAACGGCGGCGGCGACGGGGCCGGUGACGGCAGUGGUACUGGGAGGAAGAGGAAGUCCCGAUGGGCGGAGGAGGAGCCCAAGCCCACCGUCCAGCUCCCGGACUUCAUGAAGGAGUUCACCGCGGACCUUGAUCCUGAGGUCCAGGCCCUAAAUUUUAGGCUUCUUGAGAUCAGCCGUCGGUUACAAUCGAAUUUGCCUCUGGAUGACCGCCCUGAGGGUGCUCGCUCGCCGUCCCCCGAGCCCAUCUAUGAUAAUAUGGGAAUCCGGAUUAAUACCCGCGAGUACCGUGCCCGUGAGCGGCUCAAUAAAGAACGGCAAGAGAUCAUCUCUCAGCUCAUCCAGCGGAAUCCAGCGUUCCGACCUCCAGCAGACUACCGGCCUCCCAAGCUGCAGAAGAAGCUUUAUAUCCCCAUGAAGGAGUAUCCAGGCUACAACUUCAUUGGCCUCAUCAUUGGUCCACGAGGGAACACGCAGAAAAGGAUGGAGAAGGAGACUGGUGCCAAGAUCGUUAUCCGUGGUAAAGGGUCUAUAAAGGAGGGCAAAUUGCUGCAGAAGAGGGAUUACAAGCCCGACCCUGCAGAGAACGAAGAUUUACACGUGCUGGUGGAAGCUGAGACACAGGAAUCACUCGAGGCUGCUUCUGCCAUGAUUGAGAAGCUUCUGCAGCCUGUCGAUGAAGUGCUGAAUGAACAUAAGAGGCAGCAGCUGAGGGAACUCGCAGCCCUGAAUGGAACUAUCAGAGAUGAGGAGUUCUGUAGGUUGUGCGGUGAGCCCGGGCACCGGCAGUAUGCUUGUCCUGCACGUACCUCAACAUUUAAGAGUGACGUUCUGUGUAAAAUCUGUGGUGAUGGAGGACAUCCCACGAUUGACUGCCCCAUGAAAGGAGCUGGCAAGAAGAUGGAUGAUGAAUACCAGAACUUCUUAGCUGAACUUGGUGGUGCUGCUCCAGAGUCCUCCACUAAGCAGAACAUUGCAUUGCCGCUUCUUGGUUCAAGCACUUCUGGGAGCAAUCCUAGUGGUGCACAAGGAAACCUGAUUAAGAAGGAGAUCGAUGAUACAAAUCUUUAUAUUGGGUACUUACCUCCUACUUUUGAUGAUGAUAGCUUGAUUAGAUUGUUCUCGCCCUUCGGUGAUAUUGUGAUGGCAAAGGUUAUCAAGGAUCGAGUCUCUAGUCUAAGCAAAGGUUAUGGUUUUGUGAAGUACUCUGAUGUAUCUAUGGCCAAUCAAGCAAUAGCUAGUAUGAAUGGUUAUCAUCUAGAAGGAAGAGUUAUAGCUGUUAGAGUGGCUGGGAAGCCAGCACAGCCAACGGUACCCCCAGGUCCUCCAGCUCCCCCUGCCUCAGCAGGUGGAUAUCCUUCUCAGCAGUAUAUUCCUGGUGGACCCAUUGUAAACGCCCCACCUCCACCGGGAAGUUAUGCCCCGGUCCCUUGGGGUCCACCAGUUCCCCCUCCAUAUGCUCCCUAUGUCCCCCCACCACCUGGUUCUAGCAUGUACACUCCAAUUCAAGGUCAGCCACUGCCUCCUUAUGCAAUGCAGUAUCCACCUCAGCAACAAGCUGCUCCUCCUGGUGUGCCAAUGCAAAAUACACCUUCUAGUGAAGCAAUGCAAAACCUUCCUCCUGGAGUGCAGCCACAGAGUGCUAGUACAGUUACUCCACCUGUACCAAGCGACAUCUAUGGUACUGGUUCAGUACCAGGAGUUGUUCCAGCCAUUGCUCCACCAUCAUUUUCUCCUGCUACUUAUGGAUAUCCACCUUACUAUGCUCCAGUUGUGCCACCUGUUCCACCUCCCAGUUUCGAUCCUUCGCUGAGCAUUGGAAAUGUACCAUGGGUCACGAACACGACACAGCCCCAGCCUGUAUCUUCUGCAGAACAAUCAACUACUCGUGGAUCAGAUGUGGAGUAUGAGAAGUUAAUGUCAGAGUUGAAAUGAUGCUGCCAUGCUAUUUUUUUUCUUUCAAGGCUUGUGGUUUCUUGGAGCUAAAGUCCUGAUUUAUUUCUAUUGCUAUGACUUCAACUAGUUGGACGUUUGGAACUCACAUGUUAAUCUUGCUGUAGUGUACUGAUAAUUGCAGAGACCACCGGGCUAGAUGGGCUUAGCAUAUUGGAUGGAUCAAGAAAACUUUGUAAUUGAUUUCUCUUUUGCCUAACCGUGCUCUUAUCCAGCAGGACAAUGGUUCUAUAUGCAUUAUGGAGGGCACUCGUGCAAUUAUCCUAGUUUCUUCUAUGUCUGUUUCUUAUAUGACAGCUUCAGAAAUACCUUUUUUGAUAAAUUUGUGAUGUUCAAAUUUGCAUCUGGGACUAA